Phaeoacremonium minimum UCRPA7 is the source of this 573-nucleotide messenger RNA. Its product is annotated as putative cyanate hydratase protein. NCBI's taxonomy places the organism in Eukaryota, Fungi, Ascomycota, Sordariomycetes, Togniniales, Togniniaceae. The coding region runs from base 1 to 573 and encodes 190 amino acids. Gene Ontology annotation, molecular function: cyanate hydratase activity; DNA binding. The record is from RefSeq and is a predicted model, not a curated record. The transcript is spliced from 2 exons.
AUGGCACAGGCUCCUCGACUCGCGAGCCUCGAUAGCUCCAUUGUAGACCGUCUUCCUGCCUACUCACAGACAUUGUUCACUGCCAAGACCCAGGCUGGUCUCAGCUUCGAGGCUAUCGCUGAGAAGUUGGGCAGGUCCGAAGUCGCUGUUGCUGCUAUCUUCUACGGACAAGCCACAGCCUCCGCCGAAGAUGUCGAGAAGCUUUCUGAGCUCUUAGCUAUUCCCAAGGAGAUUCUUGCACCUCAAUUAAUGGGUUUCCCAGACAGAGGCCGAGCUGGCCCCAUGCCUCCUGUGGAGCCCCUUAUUUACAGACUCUAUGAAAUUGUCCAGAACUACGGGUACGCGUAUAAGGCAAUUCUCAACGAGAAGUUUGGAGACGGAAUUAUGAGUGCUAUUUGCUUCAACACCAAGGUAGAGAAGGAGAUUGACGAGACGGGCGCUCCAUGGGUGGUCAUCACACUCAAGGGCAAAUGGUGUGUAUUCCCCGAGACGGCCUCCCGACCUCACGUUUGGCCAUUCAAGAAGCUGACACGAAGUAAGGCUACCGUUCACUCGUUUCUAGAAGGUGAAUGA